Molecule: messenger RNA, 3448 nt
Organism: Scaptodrosophila lebanonensis
Lineage: Eukaryota; Metazoa; Arthropoda; Insecta; Diptera; Drosophilidae
Gene: hth
Product: homeobox protein homothorax
Exons: 14
Coding region: 520-1935 (471 amino acids)
Biological process (GO): animal organ morphogenesis; embryonic pattern specification; brain development
Molecular function (GO): RNA polymerase II cis-regulatory region sequence-specific DNA binding; DNA-binding transcription activator activity, RNA polymerase II-specific
Source: RefSeq, a predicted model, not a curated record
GCAAACUACGCGUAACGCGCGCACGUAACUACAACAACAACAACAACAAACAACCAAGUAUACCAGCAACAACAACAAAUUUAUGUAUAAGCUAAAAGUAAAAUUUAAAAGCAAAGAUUUAACAACAACAACAACAAAACAUGUGCCUGUGUUAAAACAAGAAGAAGAAGUUAAAGUAGAUGAGUAGUAGAUGAAGAGAAGAAGAAGAAGAAGAAGCAGCAGUAAGAGAAAAAAAGUGCAAGCAACUUAACAGAUAGAGAAAAAUAUUUUUGAAUAUAAGAAAAAGAAUAACAAGAAACAAGUGAAUAACCAAAGCAAAGCAGAGUCGUGCAUCUCUCUUAGCAGGAGGCCCGGCCCAAGGAGCUCCAUCCAGACGCCGACGCUAGUGGCAACACAAGCAACAACAACAACCACACCAACACCAACAACAACAACAACAACAACUCGUUUUGUGUUGCGCCAAUCGCUUGCACACUAAAAGUGGCACAAAUCGGGUUAGAAGUCGCUCCCAGAGCAUUAAUGGCUCAGCCUAGGUAUGACGAUGGCCUACAUGGCUAUGGCAUGGACUCGGGUGCUGCUGCGGCCGCCAUGUAUGACCCACACGUUGGUCAUCGGCCGCCCGGUCUGCAAGGUCUGCCCUCGCAUCAUUCACCACACAUGACGCACGCCGCGGCAGCGGCCACAGUUGGCAUGCACGGCUACCAUUCGGGGGCCGGGGCGCACGGUACACCUAGUCAUGUAUCACCGGUUGCUAAUCACCUAAUGGGCGCAAUACCCGAAGUACACAAACGUGAUAAGGAUGCGAUUUAUGAACAUCCACUAUUCCCGCUCUUGGCGCUCAUAUUCGAGAAAUGCGAAUUGGCCACAUGUACGCCGCGUGAGCCGGGCGUGCAAGGUGGCGAUGUUUGUUCGUCAGAAUCGUUUAAUGAGGAUAUUGCAAUGUUCAGUAAACAGAUAAGAUCACAGAAACCCUACUAUACCGCAGAUCCCGAAGUCGACUCACUGAUGGUGCAAGCAAUACAAGUACUUCGGUUUCACCUUUUAGAAUUAGAAAAAGUACAUGAAUUAUGCGAUAAUUUCUGUCAUCGAUAUAUCUCAUGCUUAAAGGGUAAAAUGCCAAUAGAUUUAGUGAUUGACGAACGGGACACCACCAAACCACCAGAAUUAGGUUCAGCAAAUGGUGAAGGAAGAAGUAAUGCCGAUUCAACAUCGCACACCGAUGGAGCUAGUACACCAGACGUUCGGCCGCCCAGCUCAUCGUUGUCCUAUGGGGGCGCAAUGAACGAUGAUGCGCGCUCGCCGGGCGCUGGUAGUACACCUGGUCCUUUAUCACAGCAGCCACCUGUCUUAGAUACAUCAGACCCUGAUGGUCGAUGGUGUCGAAGAGAAUGGUCCUCACCUGCCGAUGCUCGAAAUGCAGACGCCUCCAGGCGAUUGUAUUCCUCAGUCUUCCUUGGUAGUCCUGACAAUUUCGGAACGAGUGCAAGCGGUGAUGCCAGCAAUGCCAGCAUAGGCAGCGGGGAGGGCACCGGCGAGGAGGAUGACGAUGCGAGCGGCAAAAAGAACCAAAAGAAACGUGGCAUUUUCCCAAAAGUAGCAACAAACAUAUUGAGAGCGUGGCUGUUUCAGCAUUUAACGCAUCCCUACCCAUCCGAGGACCAGAAGAAACAAUUGGCGCAGGAUACUGGCCUAACGAUACUGCAAGUUAACAAUUGGUUCAUCAAUGCGCGGCGAAGAAUUGUGCAGCCGAUGAUCGAUCAAUCGAAUCGUGCAGUUUAUACACCGCAUCCAGGUCCCUCCGGUUAUGGUCACGAUGCCAUGGGCUAUAUGAUGGACAGUCAAGCGCAUAUGAUGCAUCGUCCGCCCGGCGAUCCGGGCUUCCAUCAAGGCUAUCCCCACUACCCGCCCGCUGAGUACUACGGCCAGCAUUUGUAAUGCAAUCUAGAGGGCGGCGGUGGGUGCGAGGCGGCGCAGCGCAGUGCUGACGAUAGCGACAAAGCCAAAAUCAUAGCUUAAAUUUACUACUAAACUGUGGAGAGAGGAAAGCGGCAGCAAUAGCAACAACAACACCAACAACAGCAACAACAACACGCUGGGAAGGAUCAGCAACAGGAUAAAGGAAACGCGUGAGCAUUCGCUUCUUGAUUGAAGGCAGCAAUGAAACUGUACUACAAACUUAUUAGCCAUAGCAGUUGGCAGCUGCAACUGUUUCGAUCCUCCAAAUCGGACAGGAGAAGAUAUAGAAGCAGGAGCAGAGAGGAGAGAGAAGAGAACCCCCUUCAAAGUACACCCAACCAAGUGGCAAUAUCAGUCAGUAAUAAACGAAAGCAAGAAAUGAAAAACAAAAAACACUGUAGUAAAAUCUUAAAAGAAUAUGAUAUUAGCAAAGCAAAAGGAAAUAAGCAACAACAAAUAUGAAACCAGGAGCAGGCUAAGUGUCUGCUCGACAACAAAAACAAGAAGAACAAGCAGCACACCAGCAAGCAACAAUUUUAAAGAAACUAUUUGUGUAUACUUUAAACAUAAAUAACAAAAGAAAAGAUAUUUAUGCAUAAACAAAAGAAACGCUUAGCUAUAAGUUAAAUAAACGAUACACACACACACAUUAACACAGAUACACACACACACACACACACAACAAUAACGACAACUACUACUACAAAAUAUCAAAGUGAAAUGCAAAUUUCUAAUUUAUUUUCAAGCUACAAAAGGCAGCUGCAGCAGCAUGGCAGAAAUGAAAGCAAAUGGAACCAUUUUAAAGCAUACAUUUAGGCGCAUCCACACACAUACACACUCACCCACACCUACAAAAACACAAAGAUUUGAGCUAAAUUUUGUUUGAAGCGAGCCAAAUAUUUGAGUUAAAAGAAAAAAAUUUUAUUUCGUUUGUUAUUUUCGAGUAGAGCUUAAUUUGAAUUUGAAUUUAGAUUUAUAUUUUUCUAGAAAUUCUAGUGAAUGCCUCGCCCCUCCAAUUGAAUAAAAUGAAUACAUGUUCGGGCCUUGUCUGAACAGCAACAACAAGAAGAGAAGCAGUAAAAUCUUUACAAAAAAACAUAAACUAAUUCAAGAAAUUCUUUGCUAGUUUUUAGUUUCUUUUUAGCCACGUAACGAGUCAGUUGUAGGAACGCUUUGUUUUCAAUAUACAUAUAUGUACAUCUAUAUAUGUAUAUGUAGUUGUAUGUAUGUAUGUAUGUGUACAAGUGUGUAUAAACAGAUGAAUAACCAACUAUAAAUAUUCAUAUACAUAUAAAUAUAUAAAUAUAACUGGAGUAUACAUGAAACCUUAUGUUUAGUGCACUAAUUUAAAUGAAUUGAAUUGUUUUCUAAUUUUACGCAAAAGUUGCAAAAGUUAAGCGAAUGAAAAGGAAUUUAAUUUGUAAACGUUUUUUCAAUUGAAAUUGUUUUGAAUUUUCUUUGUGUGUAUUUGUAGUAUUAUUUCCAAGUAAAU